UUUUUUUCGUUUCGGAUAUUUUAAGGUUCUUUUUAUCUAGACUAUCCCAUAAAUUUUUUAAAUUUUUGAAAAUUCGCCUCUCUUUCUAUAGGAUUUUAAUAUUUGCAUGUGCCUCUACAGCUGGAUGGAUAGAUCAAGUCCAACAAAUUUUUGUGGAUGGAACAAUUCCUGUUGCGCCAGUCUUAUUUGAUCAGCUUUAUUUGAUUAUGGCUAGACGUGGUGCUUGGGUUUUCCCAAUUUGUUAUUGUUUAUUAACCUGUAGAACGCAAAAAACUUAUGAACGAAUGCUUGAUUUAAUUCAAAAACGUUGGCCAACAUUUUCUCCUCGUUCAGCUUCAAUCGACUUUGAGCAAGGAUUUUUCAAUGCUAUGAGAGCAAAACAUCCGCAAUGCAAUUUACAUUUUAGUUUCUUUCAUUUAUCUCAAAAUUUGAAGAAACAAAUGGGUGAACAAGGAUUGAUUCAACUUUACAAUACGGAUGCUGUUUUUGCUGAAUCCGCUCGAAUGAUUAUUUGUUUGGCUUUUCUUCCAAUCUCUGAUUUAGCCGCUGCUUUAACUGUUCUUGAAGCUUGUCUUCCAAAUCAAUUGCAACAAGUUUUUGAUUGGUUCCUUGUAAACUUUUCUGGACGUCCCCGUUUUGACGGCACUUUAUCCCAACCACUAUUUUCUCCAAACCAAUGGAAUGCUUAUCAACGUACUUUAGACGGUAUAGACCGUAUAGAAUAUUAUGUAGAGGGUAUACAUCGUCGAACAAAAAGAGCAUUUACAACAAUUCGAACAAAUUUGUGGGCAUUUAUAGAUAUUAUAAGAAAAGAACAAAAAAGGACAGAUGAUGAAAUUAGUCAAUUUAUUGGCGGCUUAGACCCUCCGAAAAAGGGAAGGAGGCAAUUGGCUGCUGAAGCAAAAAUUUUAAGUUUGGUACAGCAAUAUGUCCCGAUAGUUGAUCAUAUGUAUGCAAAUCAAAUACAGGAUCCGAAUCGUAUUAUUGAUUUUUUGGCGCAGAUUUCGCGUAAUUGUGAGGCUGAACAUUAA
This is a messenger RNA of Meloidogyne enterolobii, 1031 nucleotides long. Lineage: Eukaryota; Metazoa; Nematoda; Chromadorea; Rhabditida; Meloidogynidae. The record is from the annotation of a GenBank genome assembly.